This is a messenger RNA of Danaus plexippus (monarch butterfly), 2324 nucleotides long. RefSeq lists its product as uncharacterized. NCBI's taxonomy places the organism in Eukaryota, Metazoa, Arthropoda, Insecta, Lepidoptera, Nymphalidae. Bases 298 to 1224 code for a protein of 308 amino acids. The record is from RefSeq and is a predicted model, not a curated record. The transcript is spliced from 6 exons.
AUUUGUCUAGCAGUAACCGGGUCUAAUAUUUUCGGCAUUCUGCAUUGAUACAAACCUAACGUUAAUCGUUGACUUAUCGUACGUAAUUAUGUUGUUAUCUCAAUUAGUACAAAAUUCAUAUUUAAACCUUUGAUUGGCUCUAAACUGUUUGAUAAAAUACCUUAACUGCCACUAAAUAUCUUCAUUAGUAAAAUGGAUUGCGACGGUCGCGAUUUUUUUUUUUAAUAAUUUGAAAAACCGCGUCACAAGUUUAAGUGCAAUGGAUAUUCUAAACUGAGAAGAGAACUCUAGAGUGAUAUGUCGACACGAAGCGGCGCCGGCGCCUUAAGAGCGCGCCGCGGGCACAAGGAGCGAUCCAAGAACUUCACCGAGCUGGAGAAGAGGACGGUCCUCGAGCUGAUCGCCAGGCAUCGAGACGUACUGCGGCAGGGACGCUCCAACAACGCCACCAACCGCAGCAAGCAGUUGGUGUGGUCCACUAUCUGUUCCGAAGUGAACGCGCGCUGCGGGGGCGAGCGGCCCAGGACCCCGGCCCAGGUCAAGAUGUGGUACGAGAACUAUAAGAAGAAAUGCAAAAUGCGCGCUCACGACACACAGCAGUCGCCCGCGGACCCGCCCGGUCUGCUAGACGGGAUGCUCUGGCAGAGUAUACAUCCUCUAGACGUUAAAGAAGAGGAGGGCGAAGCGACGACCAGCGCGGACGCUCUCAGUGGGAAGGAUGACUACGCGCCCGUUAACAUGUCUAACGGCCGUCUCUCUACGAACGACAGCGACGACACGAUGCCGAACGUCCUGGAGCCCCAGGUGCAGAUCAUCCCCCAGUCCUCUCCCCCCCCGCAGCUCAACCCCCUCACCCUCACCACGCUCCCCGUACUCACCAACCCGCUGCAGGCGAUAGAGCAAGCGAGGAUCCAGCAGAAGCUGCUCCACAAGCUGAACGAGCUGCCCAGCAUGCCCCUCAACCUUAGCCACCUCGACGACCGGAACAGCGGCGAGAGAGAGAAGUCCGAGGAAGCGAGACAGGAGAUCAGCUCCGCUUCCGAGGAGGAGCGGCUCUACUACACCGCCAAGAGACAGCACGCGGUGUGGGAGCACGAGGCCAAGAUGAAGAUACUCAACAUGGAACUGAGGCAGAAGGAGGAGAUAUUUUCGUUGCAAAAGCAGCUCUUCCUCAUCGAGCUAAGGUUGAAAAUGGACUUUUUGGAGAAAGCCAGCAACAAAUGACCCCUCCUCGCAUCUCCCGCGCCAUCAACGGUCCAUCAGCCGUUUGUUCUAGAGCUGGCCGUCUCGUAGUUAGCUUUCUGCAUUGUUUUAGUGAACCUAGUUUCUCGAUGUGAUUUCAGCCGUCACCGGGCCCACGGUCGGUAGCUUAUUUUAUAUAUAUAUUAUUUCUUAGUACAUGUAUAAUGUGCUUGAGUUUUCGUUUUAGCCGCGUUUGUGCGGAUUUAUUUUUUUAAUAGUAUUAUAUUUUACCGGCAGCCCGCGGUCCAGACUGCCGGCUCACAUGGAAUGUCGCAUAUUGAUUUUUUAAUCCUAGGUACUUAGAGCCUUUAAGGAGGUUUUUUUUUUAUUUCGUCUUAGGCUAGGACUCCCGCUUUUGGGACUUUUGUCGCAGCGUCGACUCCCUGGCGGAACGGUGUAAGUGAAAAGGCUAGUCUUGUAAGAUAUAUAACGAUUAUGUGGAGCGGUCAAGUGUGAGACGCACAGACGGGGAAAGUACACAUAAUAUAUAUAUAUAAGAAAUAUAUAUAUAUAUAUAUUAUGAGGGUAGUUGCACGCGUUUGAUUUAUAUAUCCGUUGAUAUAAAUAUUCGUAACGCGUUUUAAGAUUUUUAUGAACAUAAUUUGAAGUUAAUUUAGUGAUCGCUCCGCAGGACACAGCUCCGAGUCAAAACGUGCCAACAUGUUUGUUAAAUAUUUGUAUAGUUGUUACAUUUAUAAGUGAAAUAGAGAAAAAUACGUAAUAAUUAGAUGAAUACGGAAAAUAUAAUAGAAAUUCUAUACGAUGAUAUUAAUAAUGUUUAAGUAAUUUAUGAAUCACACAGUACAAACGACGUCAGAAAUGAUUACCUCAAACCGACAGUGUAUUGUACAUAAAUAGUUAUAGAGUUUUAGAUAACUUUUAUAUUGAACUCGUGGUUUUUACGUUUAUCAACUCGUGUCCCGCAGCCUGUAGCCACAGGUCGCGGAGGUUGACACAAUGUGAUGUAUUUGUAAGAUCUCAGCACAUGUAUCGGCCGAGCGCGGUUAGUAUUGAUGACCUAUCACGUUAAUCUGAUUGAAUUGGAUAAUAUUGAUAUUUAAUAAAGAAUUUAUUUUCUGUUC